This is a messenger RNA of Papaver somniferum (opium poppy), 891 nucleotides long. RefSeq lists its product as uncharacterized. The record is from RefSeq and is a predicted model, not a curated record. The transcript has a single exon. Bases 1 to 891 code for a protein of 296 amino acids. NCBI's taxonomy places the organism in Eukaryota, Viridiplantae, Streptophyta, Magnoliopsida, Ranunculales, Papaveraceae. Gene Ontology annotation, molecular function: RNA-DNA hybrid ribonuclease activity; nucleic acid binding.
AUGGGGGGUGAAGAUUAUAGGGUGUGGAUGCCGGACAACAAGGGACAGUUCACUGUGAGUUCGGCCAAAGAACUUAUACGCAAGAGGCAACCUAUCCUUGCUGGUGUUAAUAUGUUAUGGCGACCUGCUAUCCAUCCCUCACUUGCUGCAAGGAAUUGGAAACUACUCUGUGGUGCUUGUGCAACUCUUGACAAGGUACGAAGUAUAUUUAAAUACCAAGUAGUUAAUAAAUGUUGCUUAUGUAAUAGAGAAGAAGAGAGCUUAGACCAUAUUCUUUGGUCUUGUGAUUUUUCAGCCAAGGCGUGGAUGUGGAUUGCAUAUAUUUUUGGUAUUUUCCCUCAUCAAAACCUCAUUACAGCUUAUAAAGAAGCAAAAGGUAAAAGCCGAAUGUUCAAAGAUUUGUGGUUGUUGUCUAUUUUGGUUGUUCGAUCAGAAUUGUGGAUGACUAGGAAUGGUUUUAUGUAUGGUAAUCAAAAGGUUAAUUGGAACUUCUUUCGUAAGAAGGUUUUCAAUCAAAUCCAUGAUUAUUCAAGGCGUUUGAAGGGGUUCAUGUUUAACAACCAAGAUGAUUUGCGUGUACUUACUUAUUUUAGAGUGCAGCAUAGAAAAGUGAAGACUUCUGAUCCUAAGGAGUGCUAUUGGGUUCCACCGGAGGUUAAUGAAUUGCAAUUAUGUUGUGAUGGUGCUUCUAGAGGGAACCCGAGAAGAGCUGGUGCAAGUGUGGUGGUUCGUGAUUCUGAUGCUAAUCUUUUAGGAGCUAUGAGUGUUGGUUUUGGGGUCCGUACUAAUUAUUUGGCGUACCUCUUUUGUGUUAUAUUUUCCUUGGAAUGGGCUACUAAAUUUGGGGUUGGAGAUAUUUGUGUUCGUACAGAUGCAAUGGGAGCGGUGUAG